AGUCACAAAACGGUCACUGGUCACCGCACUAGUCAAGGCAUUCGAUUAAAUAAACAUUAACAAAACGGAAAAUAACCGGGAAAUUUUAAGACACUAAUAUCGUACCCAAUUAACAUACCUCUAAUUGAUAUUAUAUCACGCUUUAAAAACAACAGUCGUUAAUCUAAAUAUAUUUUAAAAUGUUAGUUAUCGUUGGCAUACCACAAGGGAGUAAUUUUGGUCCUCUAUCAUCUAAAACUUACUAAUCCGCCAAUGAUGGCUCUGAGCGCGAAACAAAAAUAACUGAAAUAGAAUAGACAAUUUAUCGUAGCAGACAAGCAGUUCUCAAUAUUUCACGAGUGAAUAACGUUGGAUUGAAGCAAGUGAAUUUUGAUAUAAAAAUAGUGAUAUUAGAGUGAUAUAAAGUGUUUGUGUGACAAUGGGGUGUCAGUUGACAAAAUUGGCGGCAUCUGAGUUAAAUCAAGAUCAUGACGCUAUGGACCGACCCCCGCCAGAGGCUGACCCCAGGUCACCAUUGACGACAAAGCAACAGUACUGCAUGCUGGCUUCGUGGAAAGGAGUCUUCAGGCAGAUUGAAAAGACUGGAAUUAUAUUGUUUAUCAAGCUUUUCGAAGAAAACGAAGACCUCCUUCAUUUGUUCGAGAAAUUUGGCGAACUGAAGACCAAAGAAGCUUUCGCGCUAUCGCCUGAGUUGGCUGAACACGCGACCAAGGUCAUGCAUACCCUGGACGAGGGGAUCAAGGGACUGGCUGAUAUAGAUACGUUUUUAAUUUACAUACGGCAUGUAGGUGCGACGCAUCAUCAGGUCCCUGGGUUUAAGGCCGAGAAUUUUUGGAAAGUGGAACAACCAUUCCUCGAAGCAGCGAAGACGACUUUAGGCGACCGAUACACACCCAACAUAGAGAACAUAUACAAACUAACGAUCAGAUUUAUAUUAGAGAAUCUCGUUAAGGGAUAUGAGGACGCUGGCAAGACAAACGGAGCGGGACAGACUUGACAAUAUUCUAAUAACAUUCGGUAUUAAAUUUAUUUAUUUGUGACCACCAUUUAAUUCAUAAAAAAGUUUAAACAUGUUUUAAAUGACAGAGAAAACUGUAGACCCAGUCAUAUUAUCCAUUUUGCUCAUACAAGAAAGAGGUAUGCGUAUUAGAAAUACAUAAGAUGAAACGAUCCGUCUCGUUUCAUCUUAUGUAUUUCUAAUACGCAUACCGUACGCACACUAUGUAUUAUAAAAUCCACAUCAAGGUCUAUUGCGUAGUUUUAAAUAUCUAAGCAUACAUAGGGACAGACAGCGGGAAGCGACUUUGUGUUAUACCACUUUUAUACAGUGUAGUUAUUAGCCGAAUUUGGCCGGGAAUUUGUAUGAAAGUAAGUAGUUUUCCUGGUCAGUGAUUAAAACAUGUUAUAUUCCUAUCUCACUUUACAACUGACAUCGAGACAAAAACUACAUAGGCAAGAGCACUGUAUCCGAGAAUUCCAACUUUCUAGGAAUACUAAAAACUAAGAAUAAAAAAAUAAUAAUAUCACACUUAUGUGAUAUGGAUAACGUGAAUAGGUUUUAACUUUUUUAUGAAGAAAAGUAUAAAGAUUUUAUAGAAUAGAAUUAUUAUUUUAAAAGGACGGAGCGUGUCACACAUCAGUCUAUUAUUUGUCAGUAAUUAAUUAAAAUUAAGAAGGGAAAUGAAAUUGUAUGUAACUUUAAAAGAAUGUGUCAUAUUAUUUUAUAUUUUUUAAAAUACAAGUUGCAAGUUAAUUAGUACACUUUGUUACGCAAAUAAAAGCAAUAAAAAUAUCUUGGAAGUUUCGAAUCAAUUGGACAUUUUGAAUCAAAAUAAAUGCAAAUUAGAACUUGGGAAAAAUCCCAUUACGAAUGUACGAGAAAACUUCAGAAAAGUUAACGGAAAAUUACUUUCAAACGUGAUUAGGUUUAUUAGAGUGUUCUGAAGCAAGCUUAUUGUAUAUUUAUGAGAUGUACGAAGAUUCAAAGAUUUAAUAUUUGUAGCGUAAAGCUGAAAAUUCAUGUAUUCUGAAGAAUUUAAAAAAACUGAAUGUAAAAAUAAAUAGUGCAAAUUCUUGAGGAAAAUACACUAUAUUUUAAUUACGAUAAUAUAUAUAUAGUAUUACCUAGUAGUUAUCGAUGUGUCUAAAUAAAACUAGUUAAUUUAUUUGUAACUAGCUUUUGCCCGCGGCUUCGCCCGCGUGAAUUUUAUAGCGAAUGGGGAUUAAAUGUAUCUAAUUUUCCUACAGGACCCUCCUCAUUUUCCGGGAUGAAAUGUCUAUAAGAUGUUAACCCGGGAUUCUGAGGCAUUUUUGAUUCAUAAUUAGUUUUUCAAUUAUCCUACGGGAACCUGACCAUUUACCGGGAUGAAAUGUCUAAGAUGUUAACCCGGUAUAUACGGUACCUACAUACCAAACUUAAAGCAAAUCGGUCCAGAUUUCGAGUGAUGCGCGUUCAGACAGACAGAGAGACAAACAUUUUUAAAACUAUAUUUUCGUCAUCUAUAUCAGUAACUAAGUAAUUCCAUGAAGAAUUUAAAAAAAAUAUCCAAUGUACAAAUUUGGCCUUUCUUCAAUUUUAUCAUAUGUAUUGAUAAAAGUCGGUAAGUAAUAAAAUUAUUUUAUAUUUG
Molecule: messenger RNA, 2627 nt
Organism: Plodia interpunctella (Indianmeal moth)
Lineage: Eukaryota; Metazoa; Arthropoda; Insecta; Lepidoptera; Pyralidae
Product: neuroglobin-like
Exons: 3
Coding region: 419-997 (192 amino acids)
Biological process (GO): response to hypoxia; oxygen transport
Molecular function (GO): heme binding; oxygen binding; oxygen carrier activity
Source: RefSeq, a predicted model, not a curated record